AGUAGUGAAUCGAACGAUAAUUAUGCUUCAUAUUUAUUUUUAUGUACGUCGUUAUUUGCCAGGUGUAUGAGCGCCAUCUCGAGGGCAGGUGAUAAAUUGAAUUCAAGUGUCCGAAAUGUCUGUAAAUAGCGUGUUCAGCUUUUCCACUUUAAAACCAGGGAAUUGUUUUUAAAACUUCGAAAUCGUUAAUGAAUAUAUUUAUACGUGGUUUCUGAAAUGGUUGUGUUCACUAAAAAAGACUUUAUUUUGUGUUUUAUGAGUGUUUUAAGGAUACUCCCAACUCUCGACGCCCAGUGGUAUAGCCCAAGGACGCCAGAUCCUGACGAACGCUUUCAGUAUGGUAGUCGUGACCGUUACAGAUAUGAUAGGUACGGGCAAGGAAGUCAGACGUCACACUCUGACCGACAUAGUUCAAACUAUAACAGUCAAAGCGCACCUCGGAACUUAAAUAUUGAAGUUGGAGACAAACGUUGUCCAGAAGCAGUAACGUAUAAUUUAAAAACUACAGCAAAAGUUACUUUAUGGACCGAAACAGAAAUCGAAGGUAUUUAUGUGUAUUUGUGCGACGGGCCUGGAGUGCCCGAGCAAGAUAGGCCACCAGGAGACACGUUCAGACCACUUACAAAGUUUUAUAGUAAUAUCACUGCUUUCUUGGGGAUACCAUAUGCUGAACCUCCCACUAAACAGAAAGGAUUACGUUUCAAGGACCCUCGGCCUCCAUUCAAUACAAGGCUAAUUCAAGCAACAAAAUACAAAUCAUCUUGUCCACAGCACGUUGAGUACUAUGGCAUUGAUAAGGGCAUUGAUCUGGUGGAAGAAGACUGUCUCUAUCUCAAUGUCUUCUCCCCCUAUGUUGAAACAGAGUUUCAACGUUAUGACCAAAAAUAUCCUGUCAUGGUAUACAUUCAUGGAGGAGACUGGGACCAUGGUAGUGCAAGCACAUUCCCUGCACAUAUGUUGGUAGCUUCACAAGAAGUGGUAGUUGUCACCCUGAACUACCGACUAGGACCUCUAGGCUUCUUAGCAACAGCAGGUAAUGCUUCAGCUGGAAACUAUGGAAUGUUGGAUCAGGUUCUAGCAAUUCAGUGGGUGUAUGACUUUAUAACACACUUUAAUGGUGACAAGAACAGAAUUACUCUCUUUGGCCCUGGAGCAGGAGCAGCAAGUGCAGGACUCCAUGCAAUAUCUCCACGGACAAGAGCAAUGGUGAAAAGAGUAAUAGCACAAAGUGGGUCAGCUGUUGCUGACUGGGCUGUUAUUUUAGACCCUCUACACAUGAUCAAUAAUUCACAUAUACUUGGUGAAGCACUUGGCUGCCCCACAGAAUCUUCUUGGAAACUUGUGGACUGUGUACGAAGUCGGAGUGUCCCUGAUCUUGCCAUCACAAAUAUCAAGCCAAAGGUUGGCCGUUUAUCUUGGGGGCCUGUUAUUGAUAGGUACACUAGGAAUUAUGACCAGUGGUUCCUUCCUGACCCACCAGAGCUUCUACUACAGGAUGAUAAUUUCAAAUUCCCUGCUGACUUUAGUUACAUGGGGGGUGUAACAAGAGAUGAAGCAUCAGCUUUUUUGGUCAAUGACAAAGAUUUAAUACAUCGUAACUAUGAAAUAACACAGAAGGUGUUUCAAGAAAGGAUUCAAGAAUAUGGAAAGAUGUUUAAUUAUACACUUAAUCCAGAAGCUGUCUAUAAUGCUCUCUCUUUCAUGUAUACUCCAUGGAUGGAUCCCGAAAAUAACACUCUCCUUCGUGAGAGAUAUAUUGAUCUGCUGUCAGAUUCAUUCUUUGUAGCUCCAAAUGACAAAAUGCUGAAGCUAAUGCUACAGAAGGGUGUGGAAACUUAUAUGUAUGUGCUGAACUACACUUUUGAAGGUUUGGAAGAACUAAGACCAGAGUGGAUUGGUGUGCCCCAUGACACAGAGUAUCUGCUGAUUACUGGUGCUCCAUUUAUGGAUUACAACUUCUACCCCAGUUCUUUAAAGUUAUCAGAAGCUAAGUGGACACAAGCUGAUCGUAAUAUGAGUCGAUUUUUUAUGGAAGCAUGGGCCAACUUUGCUAGAGAUGGAAAACCAACACCAACAUAUUUCAAUACUAUUUCACCUUGGGAGCCUAUGACAUUAAAGAACCUGUGUUACUUGUCUGUAAAUACAACUAAUUUGACUAGUGUGAUGAUGAAGGACUACAGGCAGAAGCAAUCACAGUUUUGGAAUGAAUAUAUCCCUUCUGUUAUUGAAAAGAUUCUUCCUACAUGGCCACCAACUUUUCAACCAUAUGAAGAAGAGCUUCGUAUCUAUAGUGCUGCCCUCUGGGGAGUUGUAGGAGCUGUAGGGCUAUUCCUGAUAUUGACCCUACUUUGUUGUUGUCUCUACUGUAGAGCUAAAAGCAAACAUAUCGUAAAUGAAGAUGAUGAAAUUGGCACAACACAAACAUCAGGUCCUUACCCUUCAGAACUGGCCAUAGAUUUCAGGGUAAUGAAGAAAAACUACAAUGUCAAGUAUAAUCCAAAGAAUACUAUCUUGGCUGAUAACAACUGUGAUCGACAUACAGCCGUCUGAUUUUUACCUUAUCAUAAUAACUGUUUUGCUCCUAUGCAAUUAUCAGCAGUGGUAUCAUCCUACUGAUCUUUUGAUGAUUACUUCUGAUGUCUGAAGGUACACAAGGAUCAUCAAAUGUUUUUCAUGUUGUUAUAGAAUUUCUUUGUGUGUGUGUGUGUGUAGAGGUAACAUCCUUAUAAGUAUAUAUGUAUGAAUUGGAUGUACCAGAUACAGACCUAUCAUCUGUAGCAAACAAUAGAAUGUAUAUAACAUGGUUCUCAUCUCAAUGAUUGAUUGACAUUGGAUUUGUCUGAAUCAUUUGUCAGUGUUAAUAUAAAUAAAUCUGAUAAGGAAAUAUAAUUUUAAGGAGGUUGUGAACUUUUAUACUGCACUCAUAUUUCAACUGUAAUUUACUGAAAAUUAACAGUGUCAACUUUUCAAUCUAUUGUUCUAUAGUUUCAAAAAAGUCACUUUCCCUGCAGUUUAAAACUUUCUCAUUACUGCAUAAUUUGAUAAUUAAUUCUUGGCCUGUCAUAUGAUAACUGAA
Molecule: messenger RNA, 3076 nt
Organism: Limulus polyphemus (Atlantic horseshoe crab)
Lineage: Eukaryota; Metazoa; Arthropoda; Merostomata; Xiphosura; Limulidae
Product: cholinesterase-like
Exons: 12
Coding region: 217-2550 (777 amino acids)
Cellular component (GO): septate junction; tricellular tight junction; cell surface
Source: RefSeq, a predicted model, not a curated record